Molecule: messenger RNA, 806 nt
Organism: Mandrillus leucophaeus (drill)
Lineage: Eukaryota; Metazoa; Chordata; Mammalia; Primates; Cercopithecidae
Exons: 8
Source: RefSeq, a predicted model, not a curated record
GCUCUGCCACACCCUUGUUUGAGGGUAAGCUUUCCCUUCUCUCCCACAACUCGAUGGCCUGGAAAUUUACACUCCAGGAUUCUAGGACAAACACAGCGUAUGUGGGCUCUGCAGUCAUGACUGAUGAGACAUCCGUGGUUUCCUCGCCUCCACCAUACACGGCCUAUGCUGCACCGGCCCCUGAGCAGGCGUACGGCUAUGGGCCAUACAGUGGUGCGUACCCGCCAGGAACUCAAGUUGUCUAUGCUGCGAAUGGGCAGGCGUAUGCCGUGCCCUACCAGUACCCGUAUGCAGGAGCUGCUCCCUCCCCUGUGGUCCCAGAUAGGACUCAUGGGGCAGAGCCUUCACAGCUGCCCCUCAGGGGCUCCGUGUCACGGACGGCAGGGGGAGCAUUGUUUGCCGGUGAGUCAUCCGGGCCUGAAGGCGGUGAAGGUGGCAGAUAUGUCAGCAUCCUGUGUGGUGGGGACAGGGACAACCGCACAGCACCUAGUGGGAUGUUGGUGAGUCAUCCGGGCCUGAAGGCGGUGAAGGUGGCAGAUAUGUCAGCAUCCUGUGUGGUGGGGACAGGGACAACCGCACAGCACCUAGUGGGAUGUUGCCCUGCCCGGUCCUGUGACUACAUGUCCCUAACCACCACCACAGGCUUGGUGGGCCACAAACCUCCUCCUGAACACAGCCCACAGCCCACGGCUUUGCCCACGGUCCCCUCCCAGCUUGCCCGCUCCAGCUCCCCUGAGUUCAAAGCCAGCCCACACCUUCCCAUGCGCUGGACACCCUCCCCGGCGCUGGUGCAGGAGGCUGAGUGA